Caenorhabditis sp. 36 PRJEB53466 is the source of this 1542-nucleotide messenger RNA. The record is from the annotation of a GenBank genome assembly. Lineage: Eukaryota; Metazoa; Nematoda; Chromadorea; Rhabditida; Rhabditidae.
AUGGGAAAGGAAAAGAUUCAUAUCAACAUCGUCGUCAUCGGACACGUCGACUCUGGAAAGUCCACCACCACCGGACACUUGAUCUACAAGUGCGGAGGAAUCGACAAGAGAACCAUCGAGAAGUUCGAGAAGGAGGCUCAGGAGGUAAAUUGAUUUUAUAAGUUCAGCAUCAGAUUAUGAUUUGUCUUCCAGAUGGGUAAGGGAUCUUUCAAGUACGCUUGGGUCCUCGACAAGCUGAAGGCCGAGCGUGAACGUGGUAUCACCAUCGAUAUCGCUCUCUGGAAGUUCGAGACCGCCAAGUACUACAUCACCAUCAUUGAUGCCCCAGGACAUCGUGAUUUCAUCAAGAACAUGAUCACCGGUAAGAAAUUAGUUAGGUGUUCAUUUAGCAAGUUUUGUUUUCCAGGAACCUCCCAGGCUGAUUGCGCCGUCUUGGUCGUCGCUUGCGGAACCGGAGAAUUCGAGGCUGGAAUCUCCAAGAACGGACAGACCCGCGAGCACGCUCUUCUUGCCCAGACCCUUGGAGUCAAGCAGCUCAUCGUUGCCUGCAACAAGAUGGACUCUACCGAGCCACCAUUCUCUGAGUCCCGCUUCACUGAGAUCACCAAUGAGGUCUCUGGAUUCAUCAAGAAGAUCGGAUACAACCCGAAGGCCGUUCCGUUCGUCCCAAUCUCUGGAUUCAACGGAGACAACAUGCUUGAGCCAUCCAGCAACAUGCCAUGGUUCAAGGGGUGGGCUGUUGAGCGCAAGGAAGGAAACGCCAGCGGAAAGACCCUCCUCGAGGCUCUUGACUCCAUCAUCCCACCACAGCGCCCGACCGACAGGCCGCUCCGUCUCCCACUCCAGGAUGUGUACAAGAUCGGAGGAAUUGGAACUGUCCCAGUCGGACGUGUCGAGACCGGAAUCAUCAAGCCAGGAAUGGUCGUCACCUUCGCCCCACAGAACGUGACCACUGAAGUCAAGUCCGUCGAGAUGCACCACGAGUCCCUCCCAGAGGCCAUGCCAGGAGACAACGUCGGAUUCAACGUCAAGAACGUUUCCGUCAAGGACAUCCGUCGUGGAUCCGUCUGCUCUGACUCCAAGCAGGACCCAGCCAAGGAGGCCCGCACCUUCCACGCUCAGGUCAUCAUCAUGAACCACCCAGGACAGAUCGCCGCUGGAUACACUCCAGUUCUUGAUUGCCACACCGCUCACAUCGCCUGCAAGUUCAACGAGCUUAAGGAGAAGGUGCAUUUGAAAAAAAAACAAUUAAAUUUUCUAAUGUUCUUUUUUCAGGUUGACCGUCGUACUGGUAAGAAGGUUGAGGACUUCCCGAAGUUCCUCAAGUCCGGAGAUGCCGGAAUCGUUGAGCUGAUCCCAACCAAGCCACUCUGCGUCGAGUCCUUCACCGACUACGCCCCACUCGGACGUUUCGCUGUGCGUGACAUGAGGCAGACGGUCGCCGUCGGAGUCAUCAAGUCGGUCGAGAAGUCCGAUGGAUCAUCCGGAAAGGUCACCAAGUCCGCCCAGAAGGCCGGAGCCCCAGCCGGAAAGAAGAAGUAA